UCGGAUGGUAGACUAAACUGUGUUAGUUGGUAAUCCAAGUAUAACAAAUGUGCUCAUCAGUUUAACACCAUUGAAAGUUACUUUUUAUGCAAUCGCAUGGCAAACGAUGAAGAAUGACGAUGAUCCUUGCCACAAAUACAGAGUUGGAUAAAUCUCUGCAUUGCACGUUUUACCAACUAUGUAAUUUCUAUGGUGAUUAAACUCAUUCCUCUGUUUAUUUUUCCUGACAUUUUAAGCAACCAAAACUCAUUACAGAUGACCUUUCAUCUUUCCCAAUUCUCUUCUAACCAACCAAUUUUUGCUUCUUUUGGAUUCCACCUUAAAUUAAACCUCUACACCUAAUUUCAAUUAAUCCAUUCAACCCCUAUAUAUGAACACACACACACUCACACCCAACUUCAUCUUGCCAUUCAUACACACACCCAACUAUGAACACGAUGCAUCAUCAGCAACAUUCAUCACUCCUCUCCCUGCUUCUCCUCCUCCCCUUCCUCCACCGCAGCUCCAUCGCUCUAGCCCAGGCACCGGCUCCAUCCCCUUCCCCAACGGGACCAACCAACGUGGUGAAAAUCCUGAAGAAGGCAGGGGAGUUCAAGACCUUCGUCCGGCUUCUCAAAACCACACAGCUGGACUCCAACCUCAAUUCCCAGCUCGGCGACACCAACAACGGCCUCACCAUCUUCGCCCCCAGCGACGCCGCGUUCACCAAAUUGAAGACCCCCGGCCGGUCAUUGAACCGGCGGGAGAAGAUGCAGCUCGUGCAGUUCCACAUCGUCCCGACAUUCAUCUCGAGGAAGCAAUUCGAGACGGUGAGCAAUCCCCUGAAGACGCACGCCGGGUCAGGGGACCGGUUCUUGCUGAACGUGACGGUGAGCGGGGAUUCGGUCAACGUGAAGACCGGAGUGAUCAACACGACGGUGUCGGGAACCGUUUACACGGAUACCCAUCUGGCGAUAUAUCGAGUGGACGAUGUUCUGCUUCCGGCAGCUAUCUUCGGCCCCAAGGAGAAAUCCCCUGCAGCGGCGGCUCCGGCUGCGGCGAAGAAGGUGAAGGCGGAUGAUGAGUCCGACGAUGAGGGUGAUGAUGGGGAUGGCGAUGGGGUUAGCAAAAAUGUCUCGCGGGGAGUAAUUGUGGGUUUUGGUUCUUUGUCACUUGGAAUUUGUAUUGUUCUGGCGCACAUUGCUCUGUUUUUGUGAGUGAUGAUGAAUUGCUGCGAAAUUUGGUUUGGAUUUGGGGGCAAAGUUUGAAAGAUCUGAGCUUUUGUCGAAAUUUGCUACUCGGAAAAAGAAAACAGAGUCCCAACUGGUUUAUGAAGGGAUUCGUAUAAGAAAAAUUAAGUGAAAAU
Linum trigynum is the source of this 1345-nucleotide messenger RNA. The record is from the annotation of a GenBank genome assembly. NCBI's taxonomy places the organism in Eukaryota, Viridiplantae, Streptophyta, Magnoliopsida, Malpighiales, Linaceae.